This is a messenger RNA of Cariama cristata (Red-legged seriema), 1987 nucleotides long. RefSeq names its product intraflagellar transport 140 (gene IFT140). The record is from RefSeq and is a predicted model, not a curated record. The annotation marks the transcript as partial. Lineage: Eukaryota; Metazoa; Chordata; Aves; Cariamiformes; Cariamidae. Gene Ontology annotation, cellular component: axoneme; ciliary basal body; intraciliary transport particle A. Gene Ontology annotation, biological process: intraciliary retrograde transport. The transcript has 12 exons.
UGAGGCUGUCUGGGAGAACAUGGCUCGCAUGUGCGUGAAGACUCAGAGGCUCGAUGUUGCCAAAAUUUGCCUUGGAAACAUGGGUCACGCGAGAGGAGCCAAGGCGUUGAGGGAGGCUGAACAAGAACCAGAGCAGGAGGCCAGAGUGGCUGUGCUGGCCGUUCAGCUGGGCAUGCUGGAGGAUGCGGAGCGACUGUACAAGGCUUGCAAACGCUACGACCUCCUAAACAAGUUCUAUCAAGCCUCAAACCAGUGGCAGAAAGCCAUCGAAACAGCCGAAGCUCACGAUCGGGUUCACCUACGCACCACGUACUACAACUACGCUAAGCACCUGGAGGCAAGCGGCGAGCGGAGCCUUGCACUCACCCACUAUGAGAAGUCCGACACACAUAGGUUCGAGGUACCGCGAAUGCUCUCUGAAGACUUACAAGCCCUGGAGAACUACAUCAACAAGAUGAAAGACAGGAGCCUGUGGAAAUGGUGGGCACAGUAUCUGGAGAGCCAAUCAGAUAUGGAAUCGGCACUAAAAUACUAUGCGCUGGCUGAGGAUUAUUUUUCCCUAGUCCGUGUCCACUGCUUUCAGGGCAACGUUCAGAAGGCUGCGGAAAUAGCAAAUGAAACGGGGAAUUGGGCAGCAUCCUAUCACUUGGCCCGCCAGUAUGAGAGUCAGGAUGAAAUCACGCAGGCUGUACAUUUCUACACCAGGGCCCAGGCAUUUAACAAUGCCAUCCGCUUGUGUAAGGAGAACAAUUUAGAUGAUCAGCUGAUGAACCUGGCUCUUCUGAGCUCUCCGGAAGACAUGAUAGAGGCAGCCUGCUAUUAUGAGGAAAAGGGGGAGCAAAUGGACAGAGCUGUCAUGUUAUACCACAAGGCAGGACAUUUCUCCAAGGCACUGGAGCUAGCCUUUGCCACGCAGCAGUUUGGGGCUCUACAGCUCAUUGCCGAAGACCUGGAUGAGAAAUCAGACCCAGCUCUGCUAGCUCGCUGUUCUGAUUUUUUUAUUGAACAUGCUCAAUAUGAGAAGGCAGUGGAGUUGCUGCUAACAGCCAAAAAGUACCAUGAAGCUCUGCAACUUUGCCUGAAGCAGAACCUGACCAUCACAGAGGAGAUGGCCGAGAAGAUGACGGUCCCUAAGGACUCCAAGGACCUCUCUGAGGAGUCCCGGAGGGAACUGUUGGAGCAAAUUGCUGACUGCUGCAUGCGACAAGGCAAUUACCACAUGGCGACCAAGAAAUACACGCAAGCAGGAAACAAGUUAAAGGCUAUGAGGGCACUGCUGAAGUCUGGAGAUACGGAGAAAAUUGUCUUCUUUGCGGGAGUUUCCAGACAAAGAGAGAUUUAUAUCAUGGCAGCCAACUAUCUACAAUCACUGGAUUGGCGUAAGGACCCCGAGAUUAUGAAGAACAUCAUCAGCUUCUAUACUAAAGGAAGGGCCCUUGACCUACUGGCAGGUUUCUACGACGCAUGUGCUCAGGUAGAAAUCGAUGAGUAUCAGAACUACGAGAAAGCACAAGGAGCACUGACAGAAGCAUGUAAGUGCCUUUCAAAAGCAAAGACUAGAAGCCCUCUGGAACAGGAAAGCAAACUAGCACAUUUGCAAAGCAAGAUGACCCUGAUUAAGCGAUUCAUCCACGCUCGGAGAGUUUACUCUGAAGACCCCAAAGAAGCAGUCAGACAGUGUGAACUUCUCCUAGCUGAAGAAGAUUUUUACGACGCCGUCCGUCACGGCGAUGUCUUGGGAUUUCUGGUUGAACAUUAUGUACAAGUGGAGGAUUUCCAUAUGGCUUACAGGUAUGUGGAAGAGAUGCAGAAAAGAAUUCCACCCACGAACCUGAGCUGCUACGUGACUCAGCAGACCGUUGAGGCGGUUCACCGAGGAGUAGGCAUUCCCGUAAGCCGAACGCUGGUUCCAGAGCAAAUUUGCCACAGCGGUAUGGAGAACAGGGAGGUGGAAGAAGAAGUGGCUGAUGAAGUGGAGGACCCUUGA